GUUUAUCAACUAACUGUUUGCAAACUUGGGUAAGAUCAUCAUUUUUGUUAAUAGUUUAUAGGCCAAUUCUAGCAUGGGAGACCUUGGCAUGUCUCCUACCAGUGGGAGACCUAAAUACCUGCUAUAGAAGGUGGAACCGAACGAUUGUUCUCUGAACCUUGAUGAGAAACCAUUGUCGCCGAUGAAUUCAAUUUGAAGAGCAGAUCGGAUCUCUAAUCAGCGAAGAAGAGCAAGCCCACCUGCAGAAUUAAUCGAUUGGAGACAAUGGAAGGAGAAUUAAGCUGUGAAAAUCCGGAGGUUACCAACUUGGAUCUCGAAACGGACGAUGUAAGUGACGGUAGUAACAUGUCAAGUCCUGAACAUGAUAGCAAUUCAAAUGAAUAUGGAAGUGAACAUGAUGCUGGAAGUUAUACUGCUGAAGAAGACACUGUUGUUAUAAGAGACAUGGCAGAUAUAAAGAAAAUAUCUGUAGAAAAUUUUCAUUUAACUGAUAUAUCAAAAUACGAAUUUGCGAGCUUGGAUGUGGCCUACAAGUUUUAUUGUUGAUUUGCUAAAAUGUCUGGGUUUUCUGUUCGCAAAGGCCAUGUGAUUAGAAAUCGGGAGCGGCAUGUUUUGCAGCAAACAUUUUUAUGUUCCCGCGAAGGAUUUAGACAUUCGCAGGGUUUAAAUCCGGAAGAUCGACAACGUCAACAAAAGAACACAACAAGACGUGGGUGUAUGGCAAAAUGUAGAGUGCACAUAGACAUCAGAUCCAGAAGAUGGUAUGUCACCGUAUUUGAAUUUGAACACAACCAUGAGCUGUUGAAUGGAACAAUGUGUGGUUUUUUACCAGCAUAUAGGAAAAUGGCUCAAGGUGAUAUAGAUGAGAUUGAGCGCAACCGAACGGCAGGGAUAAGACCAUAUCAGGUGUAUGGUUCGAUGGCUAAUGCAUCUGGCGGUUUCCACAAAGUGGGGUUUGUUAAAAAGGAUUUGUACAACCAAGUUGGGAAACAGCGCAAAGAAGUGUAUUCUGAUACGUGCCGUGCAGUGAGGUAUCUCAGAGAUCUCAGCACCAAAGACCCACUAAUGUUUGUCACACAUUCCAUUGACUUGGAAAGAAGGCUUGAGCGGCUAUUUUGGUGUGAUGGGGAAAGUCGAAAGAACUACGAAAUAUUUGGUGAUGUUGUGGCCUUCGAUGCCACUUACCGGAAAAACAAUUACAAUUGCCCGUUUGUUGUGUUUUCCGGGGUUAAUCACCAUAAUCAGACCAUAGUGUUUGCAACAGGUAUUGUAACCCGAGAAACCGAAGAGACAUGUGUGGCUGCUGGAACAAUUCUUGACUGCAAUGAAUGGCAAGCAUCCGUUGUCAGUAAUUACUGACGGGGACCUUGCAAUGAGAAAUGCUAUUAGGAGGGUAUUCCCCACUUCCCACCACAGAUUGUGCGCAUGGCAUUUGUUAAGGAAUGCAUCGUCCAACAUUGGGAUUCCGGAAUGUAUGUCUCAUAUCAAAAGAUGUAUGUUGGGUGACAUGGAAGUUGAGAAAUUUGAAAACCUUUGGUCUGAGAUGGUUGAAAAAUUUAGGUUGCAAGACAAUAAUUGGGUGAAGGAUAUGUACGAGAAAAGGAAAAUGUGGGCGACCGCUCAUAUCAGAGGUAGUUUCUUUGCGGGUAUAAGAACUACUUCUCGAUGUGAAGCACUCCACAGCCACAUUGGACAGUUUCUACACUCUCGGAUCAAUAUGACUGAUUUUGUUCAGCAAUUUCACAGGUGCCUCACUUUUUUUCGUUUUAGAGAGAUCGAGGCUGAUUUCCAAUCCAAUUAUGGCGAGCCAGUAUUACAAACGAGCAUGAGGUCCAUUGAGAAAUCUGCUGCUAAACAGUUUACAAAGGAGAUAUUUUUGUUGUUCCGCUCUAUACUUAAGAACGCAGUGCUCCUACGUAUUACAGGAAGUGUAGAACUGUCUAUGGGGUAUAUUUUCAAUGUUUCAAAAUAUUGCGGUGAUGGCAGUGAAUGGUACGUAACCUUUUGUGAAGAACCAAUCGAUUUUAAAUGUUCUUGUUUGAGGAUGGAAUCUCUUGGAUUGCCAUGCGAUCAUAUUUUAGCCACGAUGCUGUAUCUGGACUUUGAUCAGCUUCCUGAGUGUUUAGUUUUGCCCCGGUGGUCAAAAUAUGCCAAAGAUUCAAUUCGUGAUACUUAUGCUAGUGGUUCCUUGUACUGGGAUGCACAACCGGCUGCUAGAUUUUCUGCCAUUGUGCAGAUGUGCAAAGUUGCUGCGGAGUUGGUGUUUAAUGAUUUAGAGGAGUAUAAUCACAUUGUUGACAUACUUGGUGGUGAAAUAAGGCGGUUGAAAAUUAAAAGAAACGACCAAAGUGGCGACCAAAGUGGUGAAUUAUCUCCAGUACUGCAGACGGGUAUCGAAGAAGUGGAUAUUUUGAACCCUGAUGUUGUUCGAACCAAAGGGUGUGGUGCAAUGCCCAACGGGACGCCAAGCAAUCAUAGAAGUCAUCGUAGCUGUGGAGUUUAUCGCGUGGUAGGUCAUAACAAGCAUAGCUGUCCUCACGUCCAUACUACCCCUCUUGGUGGAGAUACGCAAUAUUCGGCAUCUGAAUCAAGACACUACUAUGACGAUUCCUAUGAGUUCGUUGGUCAAUCUGGUUAUGAAAGGCAAUACUGAACGUGUUGAUGGUUAUGGAAUGUGGUAAUAAAAGUUAUAUCAGGACUUGUCACUGGUCCGGCGACUCUGCAGUGUUGUUGUCUUUAUGGUCGUUGUCUUAUACAGUUAUGAUGUUGCCAAAUGAACAUUUCAGUAUCUUUUCAUUUUUAAUUAGUUAUGUGUUCUGAUGUAAUAUUUAAAGUAUCUGUUCGUAUUUGGUGUGUUGUUCUAGUAGUUUUAAUUUUGGUUGAAUGGACAAUUGUUUUUGUUCUGUGAAAUUUUAAGGGCCUCGAUGGUCCUUUGUUAAUGUGAACGUUGAUGGGUUGGUUAUUAUGUGUAAACUGUGUUGUCGAAAUUUUGCAUAAAACCACACAUUUAACAUUUGAUAGUGCUGAUGACAAUUAUGUAAUCGAAACAAAAGGAAAAAAUUUGUUCGAUGGAAAUAAAUGCUGAUGGCAAUGGUUUGGUAAUACUCUUAUAUGGGUGAUCUAUUUAUUUGGGUCAUGAGGCAGCCCACGAGGAUCCAGUUGAAAGAAAUACCCAAAAGAAAAGUCAAACCUCCUAAUAGAUUGGAAGUAUAUGACUUCACCUGAGACUUGAGUCAUGUACCCCUAAAUAUAGGAGUAUUCAUGAAA
Messenger RNA from Trifolium pratense (red clover), 3267 nucleotides. Its product is annotated as protein FAR1-RELATED SEQUENCE 7-like. Gene Ontology annotation, biological process: regulation of DNA-templated transcription. The coding region runs from base 1325 to 2653 and encodes 442 amino acids. The record is from RefSeq and is a predicted model, not a curated record. The transcript is spliced from 6 exons. Gene Ontology annotation, molecular function: zinc ion binding. Lineage: Eukaryota; Viridiplantae; Streptophyta; Magnoliopsida; Fabales; Fabaceae.